This is a messenger RNA of Auanema sp. JU1783, 1185 nucleotides long. Lineage: Eukaryota; Metazoa; Nematoda; Chromadorea; Rhabditida; Rhabditidae. The record is from the annotation of a GenBank genome assembly.
AUGCGUCGAUCAGAAGGUGAACAUGGCAACAAGCAUCAUCAUGAUUUGGAUAGAAAAGUUCCUAGCGAGCCUGUUAAACUGCCAGGUAACUAUCAACCUCUUCCUGGCAGAUCCACUAAUGGGGAUUACUGGCCACUGUACCCAUUGAGUAAUCAAUAUCAUGCAGCGCUAACAUUCGAUCCCUCUUUUCAAAAACAAAUAGGUGGAGAUAUAGCUAUCCCUAUUCCUACAUGGGGCUUCUUUGACAUAGGAGGACAUUACAUAGAAAGAGUUCAAGAUUACUGGACCAAAGUCGGAUAUAUGAAUAACCCUGUUAACAUGUUAGGAUUGAACAAGGAUCAACUCAUUCGCUUGAUGUCAGACCCAUCACUUUCAUAUAAUAGAGGAAAUCAACCGACAUUGCCAAUGGCUACGAUUCCUAAGAAUUACGUUCCAUCAUCCUGCAAACCACCUCUCUGUAAUCCAUACCAAUCACAAGUAGCUGUCGGUGUUGAAGUCAAUCAGAUGCUCAAUGAUGGAAUUGAAGGUGAAUUGGAGUUUCCAAUUCCUGUUGGUAAAGAUAUUGGCUAUCGUGUACCCAUAAGUGGGAACUUUCAUUGUGAUUUGGACGACAUUGUCAUUGCAUAUGGCCAGAAUUUGAGUCCCAUAGAUCCAUUCAGGCUCGUUUCAGGAGGAAUUGCUCCUAUAUGGCCUGCUAAUCAUCAAGCCAAGCAACGUCGUAGAAAACGCCAAACAACGAGCGCAUUGGAUUCUUUGAUAAGAGAAGAGGUAGCUCUACGAACUGAAGCGGAAGUGGCAGGCGAAGAAGCGACUGAGACCAGAAACGAAGAAGUAGAAGAAGAAGAAGUAGAAGGAGGGGAAGGAGAUCAUCGUCCUUACUUAGCAUGUAUGAAUGUCGCACUCACAGAGCAUGGUCAUGAAGGUGGACAUGGCGGUGAAGGUGGACAUGGCGGCGGAGAACAUGGAGGUGAAGGAGGUGAAGAACAUGGAGGCGGAGGUGAGCACGAAGGUGGCGGCGAAGGAGAGCACGAAUCAGGAGGAGAAACUGGUAAUGGAGGACAUGGCUCUAGUGGAGGAGAGUCAGGAGGCAGUCAUGGAAAUACUGAUCAUGGAGAAUCAAUGUCAAUGAUGAUGGGGCAUAUGACAAGUGGAAACGAACAUGGACAGAGCACAUCUCAUGGAUAA